Molecule: messenger RNA, 633 nt
Organism: Otolemur garnettii (small-eared galago)
Lineage: Eukaryota; Metazoa; Chordata; Mammalia; Primates; Galagidae
Product: 40S ribosomal protein S11-like
Exons: 3
Coding region: 1-633 (210 amino acids)
Biological process (GO): translation
Cellular component (GO): ribosome; cytosolic small ribosomal subunit
Molecular function (GO): structural constituent of ribosome
Source: RefSeq, a predicted model, not a curated record
AUGCUUGACAAGGGCAACUGGAAAGAUGGUGGCCAUCAGACUGAGCGAGCGUACCAAAAGCAGCCGACCAUCUUUCAAAACAAGAAGAGGGUCCUGUGGGGAGAAACGGGCAAGGAGAAGCUCGCUCAGUACUACGAGAACAUCGGUCUGGGUUUCAAGAUUCUCAAAGAGACCAUCGAGGGCACCUACAUAGACAGGAAAUACCCCUUCGCUGGUAAAGUCCCCAUCCGAGGGUGGGUCUUGCCCGGCGUGGUGACCAAGAUGAAGAUGCAGAGGACCAUUGUCAUCUGCCAAGACUCUCUCCACUACAUCUGCAAGUACAAUCACUUUGAGAAGCACCACAAGAACAAGUCUGCACACCUGUCCCCUGCUUCAGGGAUUGGCGACAUUGUCACGGUGGGCAAGAGCCAGCCCCUGUGUCAGUUGUCUCAAAGCACAGAGAGCCCAGGGCCUGCACAUAUCCAGAUCUUCAGAAAGAAGAGGCCCCUGUCCUCCUGGGCUGGCGUCUGGUUUCUCGUUGGCUGUUCCGCCUGCUCCAUCCCGGGCGACAUGAGCAGCCCAGGCCCUGCCGAACAAGUCGAGGCCUCUCUGGAUGAGAUCAAGAGCUGGAACGUGCCCUUGUUUUGUUACUAG